AUGGUCGACCAGCUGCUGCUGGAUUGUGCGCCCUCGGCCCACUUUGCGCUUGGACUGCAGACCAUGGACAACAUGAGCCAAACGACGAUCUUUGUCCAUGAGUACAACGCCUUGCGCAUCGCUGGCCGAAUGGCUGCGAUCCCGGCGCCGGACGCAGUCUCGGACCUCUACACGCGUCGGUCCCGGAUCUGGAUCGGCAGUGCGCGCGGUUGCGUGGCCACGGCGCGUGGGCUCUCGUUAGGCCUGACAAGGACUCAGGCGUCGACAUGGAGCGAUCUGAUGACGCCGAACGCGAAGGUGGCCAAGCAGCAAUACCACGACCGCAAGCUGCAAAAGGCACACGGCGUAGCGACCGGCGGAGCUGUCCCACGCACGAUGAUGACGACGGCGCUGAGUCGGUCGGUGCGGCUUUUUUCUCUUUUGCUACGCAAGCCGACCGACCUCGGCGAUCUGCGCCGGACGCUGGACGCCGAGUGGCACCGUUUUCUGCACCUUGACCUCGUUCAUGUCGGCAACGUCCUUGGCGACGUGCGGACCUCACUCGAGCGUCGCGUCGACGCAAUCGAGCCAACCCGCACGGCAAAAGCCGUUGUGAUGAUUCUACUGCGCUCGCUCGACGCCAAUGCCGACGACAUUACCGACUAG
Saprolegnia parasitica CBS 223.65 is the source of this 645-nucleotide messenger RNA. RefSeq lists its product as hypothetical. Lineage: Eukaryota; Oomycota; Saprolegniomycetes; Saprolegniales; Saprolegniaceae. The record is from RefSeq and is a predicted model, not a curated record. The coding region runs from base 1 to 645 and encodes 214 amino acids. The transcript has 2 exons.